AUGGCGCCUCGGCGCCUCCUGUUGGUCGGGGAGGGGAAUUUUUCCUUCGCUGCCGCUCUGAGUGAGACCCUGGAUCCAAGUACAACUAGGCUCGUGGCCACCUGCAUCCAGCUUCCCCACGACCUGGACCGGGAUCCCGUGGCCAGCGGGAAUCUACAGCGCCUGCGCCAGCGAGGUGCAGAGGUACGUUUUGGUGUGGACUGCACUCAGCUAGCAGAUGCUUUUGAACUGCACGAUAGGGAGUUCGAUAGAAUUUAUUUCAACUUCCCACACUGUGGACGCAAAGCUGGAGUGGCUAAGAACAGGGAACUACUUGCUAAGUUUUUCCAAAGCUGUGCAGAUGUUCUUGCAGAAGCAGGAGAAGUGCAUGUGGCACUGUGCAGAGGACAGGGGGGGACUCCUGCUGACAAGCCUCAGAGAGAAUGGCACAACAGCUGGCAAGUGGUUGCCAUGGCAGCUCUGGGAGGGCUCAUUUUAAGUGAUGUACAUCCCUUCAAUUGUGAGGCUAUGCCAGGGUACAAGUGCACUGGAUAUAGAAGCCAAGAUAAGACUUUUCAUACCAAUGGUUCUCUGAACCAUAUCUUCACCCGGAGCUUGCCCUUUGGAUGUUUUCAACCCAGAACCUUCAGAAUCAGACUAGGUGACCAGUGGUUUUCCUUUCCAGAACCAAAAGCACUUGUUGGGAAGUUGAACAGAGGUUUCCUGGAAGCAUCUUCAUGGCAUCCUGUCAAAACCAUAAAUGAGAAAAUCCUUGCAGAAUUGGACAAAUAUUACCCUCUAAAAAGGAUAAAAUGUUCCUUCCCUUUGCUGUCACAGAGAGAUACCAGCAUUCUCUCUUCCUGGAACUGUGACAUUUUGUCAACUGCCUUUUGGAUUGAUCUCCUUGAAGACAACUCAGACUCUGAGUCUGUCACUAAUGGGACAACACGAGAUGUGGAAGAGUGUGUGAUGUCAUUUUCAGAGCUUAGUCUUCCCAGUGGUCCUGAAAGAGAUAAUAGGGAAGAAGCUCAUGAAGGAAUCUGUCAACAGGCCAAGAUCUGCCUUCGACCUUCUCUCCUAGUUCAUGUUCCAGGCGUCAUCCAAGCACCAGACUUUCUCCCGGGCUCUCUGUAUGUCCUCAGUGGACCUGUCUUUAGGAAGUGCCUCAUUUUGCCUUUCACAAUGCCAGCAUUUCAUGAGACUUUAUUAAUCCUUGGAUUUAAUAAAAAUCUGAAGGAUGGCUGCCUUCGAUCACUAUUGGAUCACCUGAAACAUAUUCUAGAUAGCCUAUUGACCCAGCCAUUGCUGGAAGACUCCAAGUUAAGCAACUCAGUGGAUUUUGUCCUUCAACCGAAUGGAAAAGAUUAUAUGAUUAGUGUAAAAUCUCCUUGUCUUGGCCCUGGUGAUGUCAAGAGUCUGAUUAUUGGAUCUGUCACCACAUCUUCUGCAAACAUCGUGCUCAAAGAUCACAAAGAGUGUUUUGCAUUUGUUUCUGUGAACUUAGACCUACUAGCCAUGCUUGUCUGGGGCAUCUCUGACUGGAGAAUGUUGUGGACCGUAGAUGACCGUUUCCAGAAGAAUUUUGUCUCUGGAAAAAGAGAACCUUUCAAAAGCUAUGCUUUGUAUCCUCCAUGCUAUUCACAUGAUAUUAGCUUUUGGUUAGAUGAACAGGAAGGAUUUGAUGAAGUUGAUUUCCACACUGUAGCCCGAGAAGUUUCCCAGGACACUGUUAUAUCCAUACAGUUCCUCGGUCGUUUUCAGCAUCCUAGGACUGAGCAGAUCAGCAUGUGCUAUCGAUUGAUCUAUCAGGCCUGUGACAAGGCCCUAACUCAACAACGAGUAGUGUCAAUGCAGUCCCAGUUUAGGAAAGCAAUUGAGCAACAACUACACGUGACACCUCGGUAG
This is a messenger RNA of Elephantulus edwardii (Cape elephant shrew), 1884 nucleotides long. It is a transcript of the gene FDXACB1, whose product is annotated as ferredoxin-fold anticodon binding domain containing 1. Lineage: Eukaryota; Metazoa; Chordata; Mammalia; Macroscelidea; Macroscelididae. Gene Ontology annotation, molecular function: rRNA (uridine-N3-)-methyltransferase activity. Gene Ontology annotation, biological process: rRNA base methylation. The record is from RefSeq and is a predicted model, not a curated record. Bases 1 to 1884 code for a protein of 627 amino acids. The transcript is spliced from 5 exons. Gene Ontology annotation, cellular component: cytoplasm.